AUGUCGUGGAUGAGCGGACUCACUGGACAGGAGCCCGAGCGCUAUGUCGUGCCCGAGAGCGAGCCUAAGGUUGCAGAUCCUCAUAUUCCUGACCGGAUGGUAUCAGCGAAAAAAGCCAACCAACCAUUUUUAGCCUAUAAAGAAUACCGUGAACAACAGGAACGAUUGCACCAGGAGUGGUUAGAGAAGAAGAAGAUUCGUGACGACAAGAUUGCCCGUGGAGAGCCUGUGGGACCUCUACCACCAGACCCCACUCAACCCGUCGAAGUGGGGCUUGUUGGGCUCCUGAAAUUCCUUCUCUAUGUGCUUGUCGGCGGCGCCCUAUUAGGAAAAUUCAUUACUGGAAGCUAUACUUGGGAGUACGAGACGCAAUUCGACAAACUCAAGCAGUUCUGGCCUACGGACCAGCGCUUAUUCUCGGAACGACUACUGAGCGAGUACACCGGCCAAUACGGGAAGCCGACUUAUCUGGCGAUUGACGGCGACGUAUAUGAUGUGAGCAAGGGAAAGGCCUAUCAACCCGGCGGUUCCUACCAUUUCAUGACUGGCAUCGAUGCUGCGAGGGCAUUUGGGACUGGAUGCUUCGAAACCCACAGGACGCAUGAUUUGCGUGGACUGUCCUACAAGGAAUGGGAGGGAGUGCUCCAUUGGAAACAGUUUUUCGCUAAGCACAAAGACUAUCCCAAAGUUGGCAGGGUCUCUCAUCGUCCAAUUGAUCCAGCCAGUCCCAUCCCGGAUCAUUGUGAUCCAAGCAAGCAGGAGCAGUCAUUGCGAGAGGGAGCUGAACGCGAGGAAGCUCAGCGACGAGCUGCCCGAAGAGCUUCAGGAAGGGAUGAGUUAUAG
This is a messenger RNA of Mycena indigotica, 843 nucleotides long. RefSeq names its product Sterol metabolism-related protein. The coding region runs from base 1 to 843 and encodes 280 amino acids. Gene Ontology annotation, cellular component: endomembrane system; membrane. The transcript is spliced from 7 exons. The record is from RefSeq and is a predicted model, not a curated record. Lineage: Eukaryota; Fungi; Basidiomycota; Agaricomycetes; Agaricales; Mycenaceae.